This is a messenger RNA of Fusarium venenatum, 1605 nucleotides long. NCBI's taxonomy places the organism in Eukaryota, Fungi, Ascomycota, Sordariomycetes, Hypocreales, Nectriaceae. The record is from RefSeq and is a predicted model, not a curated record.
AUGUCAGAUUUACAUUUAUUUUAUUAUCGAUGGUUUACUUCGGAAAACCAAGCCGGGGAUGUGGAAAUUGCAGUCCUGAGCCGUACCAACGGCGCUAAAAGUUCACAGUGCGAUGAAGGGCAGCCGGCAUGUUCACGUUGUGUUAAGUCAGCCAAGACUUGUGAUGGUUACCGAGAUCAAUCGCAACUCAUAUUCCGAGACGAAACUGCUAAAACGAUAGGAAAGGACAGUCAGAAAAAGGUCCUCAAACAUGCUCAAUCAACUCGGGCUGUUUCGUCUUUUACCUCACUUGGAGGAUUCUCAGCACCAUUUUCCAAUUGGCACACAAGCAUCCCACGCACAUUAUGCACCUCCAAAGAGGGUAUUGCCAUAAGCCAUUUCUAUAAUAGCACAGCCGACAAUUUACCAAACGGAAAUCCCACAAGACAUCUCCAUCAGCAACUCCCGUCUCUUUACUUCCGAAGCCAACAAGGUUCUGUUUUACGAUUAGCUGUAGAGGCUACAUCAUAUGCCUGUGCCACGAAACUCAUACCGCAAGCAAUCCAGCUAUCUAGCAAGUGUUAUAUCAAGGCCUUAACUGCGCUUCGAACGGCUAUCCAGGACCCCAACCUGCGUUUCUCCGACGAAACGCUGUAUGGUAUACUGCUUCUAUGUGGCUUUGAGACGAAGACGAAGCAACCAAGUGUGAGGUCAGCCUGGGGGUCUCAUGUGGACGGAGCCGCUGCUCUCAUCAAGGCUCGCGGAAUCAGUGAUCUAGACUCUUCAUUGUUCACUGACAUGUUUUGCUUUGUCCGCAAAAGCGUAGUUCUAGGUCAAAUACAGAUCUCAAAGCCUGUUGAUAAGGUUUUCCUUAAACAAAUCAUGUCCUCUUAUGAGGACACUGAAGAUCGACUGGUUUCACUAACAGCCAGAGUGCCACAACUGCAGUAUACAAGUUGCCAGCUUGAAACAGCGAAAGAUAUCAAUACGACUGAAGCCGAGCAGUUAAUAUCCGAUGUGAAUGAGCUAGACCUAGAGCUAUCUAUCUGGGUAACCAGCAUGUCAACGAAAUGGUCUUAUGCCACUGCGGUAAACAUAAAUAAUCACGCCAGGAUAGAUUAUACUCCGCGUGUCAUUCACAGAUAUACAGAUCGCUAUACUGCUCGCGUCUGGAACCUCUAUCGAGUAUCGAGGCUCAUCGUUCAGUCCGUUCUACUCCGUACCAUUGUUUGCCUGUCAGCUUCGACCAAACGGCCAUCCGACGAGGAUCGAAGAAAUCGGAUCAAGAGAGUGAUCAUGGGGCUGGUAGAUGACAUAUGCGCCAGCGUACCGUAUCUUCUAGGGCAUGACUUGUCAAAUAUGAGCCUUGCUGUCGAUAAUAAUGAUGGAAGACGGAUUCACGAUCAUGGCACUUCAAUCGCUACCGCAACGAGUGGAACGGGUGUACCGAUUGGUGGAUUCUCCCUGAUAUGGCCAUUGAGUGUUGCUUGCAGUGCGUUGGCUGUUCCUGCCGCACAGACGGAAUGGAUGCAAAGGCAGCUACAAUUACUUACAAAUCAUGGCGAGCCUCUUACUAGCACUAUCCUAUCCGGAAAGCCUAAUGAAUUCCGUUUCGACUGUGUUUAA